This is a messenger RNA of Neoarius graeffei (lesser salmon catfish), 4970 nucleotides long. RefSeq lists its product as uncharacterized. The transcript is spliced from 4 exons. Bases 504 to 4475 code for a protein of 1323 amino acids. Lineage: Eukaryota; Metazoa; Chordata; Actinopteri; Siluriformes; Ariidae. The record is from RefSeq and is a predicted model, not a curated record.
ACGGGGACCAGAGAUUUUGUGUGUGUGUGUGUAGGACACGAGCUGGAUUAUGCUUUUACCUGGACUGUAAGAUAAAGCGGAGUUUCAGAUGACAUGGCACACCCCAAAUCAACAUAGACUGUGGAAACUGCACACUGGACUUCAAACACCUUGGGUUCUGUGCCUCUCCACUCUUCUUCCAGACUCUAGGACCUUGAUUUCCAAUGAAAUGCAAAAUUUACUUUCAUCUGAAAAGAGGACUUUGGAUCACUGUGCAACAGUCCAGUUCUUUCUCUCUUUAGCCCAGAUACAUUUUGACAACAAUCCUGGCUAAAACAGACAGGUGAACAUGACAAUUGCUGUGAUCUCAACAAUCCCAACACACAUAAAGGGAAAUUGGGAAGCUGUCACAGAGAGCUGUGAGACCGUGGUGGUAGGAUACGCCACCCAAGAGCCAAAUCAGCAAUAAGUCAGUGUCUACCUCAUCAUCCAAAGAGCAGAAGGGAAGGAGAUCAUCUGCAAAAAUGCACAUAAACACAUGGACUCCACCUGUCAAACAGAACAAUCUGGCUAGUCCACCUCAGACUCUCUCUAAUAUGCAGUUUGACCCAGCAUCGCAGAUGGGAUAUUAUGGUCUACAGCAAAAAAGCUUUGAUCAACAAUCUGUCAGUUUAAGCAAUCCCCAGGCUUUCUCCCAGACUAUAUCUAGUUCAGCAAAUUUGCAGUCGAACCAGGCUCCCCAGAUGUGGAGCAGUGGAUACAAGAGUCAUUUGCCUUCCGUAUCUCCAGCUUUUGGCAGACACUAUCCACCAAAUAUUGUACCAUAUGCAUCUUUGCAAGUUGGACCCCUUACUGCAAACCUCGAUUAUGAUCCACAAGCCUUAAAUACGACUAUUCAGAGGAAUUAUAAGGAGCUGGACUCCAUGCAAAAUGUCAGUUUUACUGCUCCUCAGUUCUCAGUUAUGCCUGUUCCUAGUAAUUCAAGUGGUGUAUUUGAAAAUAGUUAUGGUAUGUAUGAUUCAGUUUCACCUUGGCAACACCCUUUAAAUAGACAACACCAUACUACCCACCAAACUGCAGGCGAAUCACAGCAGGCAGCUUUAACUGCUCGGAAUAGUCAUGCAGCACCGAAAAUUAACAUGAAUCAAGAACAAAUGAGUGUAGUAGGACAACAUAAUGAGACACCCAGGUCUGUUGUACACUUUCCUGAUGCAUCUCAUGUACCAGUAGGUUCAAAGUUUAGAAUUUACAGCAGUCAUAUGAGUCAGAGCCACGUUCAAAAUACAUUACACCAACCUUCGCCAUGGACAACAUAUAAAGAUAGAUCAAAGCAUAGUUCAAGCCAAACUCCACCCCUGCCAUAUAGCUCCAGGUUGAAGUCCGCCAUUCAAAACCAAUCUAACCAAAGACGGGACCAAGCUUUGCCUAACUUAACUCAAGACAAAAUUCAGUCCCAGACCACACCUUUUUCUGGCUAUCACAGCAAGACAAACUUUGAAACAUUUUCUGCUAUUCAGAAAAAUAUACAGCCACAAGACCUACAAUCAAACAACACAAUGAGUGGGCUGACUAAGAACUCCCAGGAAAUAACCUCUUUUAGCACUUCCAACAGUCAAACAUCAUCUCCCACUUCAGGUUCAAGAUCUAUGAAAUACUCUCUAUUAAGUCUGUUACUACAAAAGGACAACAACCAGUUAAGUGGUCUGACUUCCCCCAGUAACAGUUUGGGGUCCCAAUUUGCUAAGAGAAAAAGGAGAUACCAGCAAUCUACACAUGACAAUACAACUGGUUGCAUUACCACUGGAGAAAACUACACUCAAGGCAGCACAAAGCAAGGCAGGAAGUACAAGGAACCUGCCAAAGAAACAAGUGUUUCAAUGGGGAAUGAAACUGGAACUGGUCGUCAUCUGGUCAAAACACAAACGUCAAGUCAGGAUGAGAUGACUAAUUGGAAAAAGACAAACGAAGAGGUCCAGUCCUGCAUAAACCCAGUUGAUUCCCUAAAGCUGGAAAUAUCACAGCUCAGAAGGAUUCAACAAAUCAGUGAGGCAAAAGCUGUAGUUCCACCCAUUUCUAAGCAGGCUUCCAGUCAUGGAUACCAAAAUGAUGUUACCACAAGUACUCAUGACAGCCUCCACUUGAAAACUGAUACUAUCAAGAAUCCUUUUGAGGAGCAUGAGAACAUGGAGGAGACAUAUGUACUAAAUAGAACUUUUAAGCUCAUUGAGGAUCUGCCCUAUGUACCUUCAUCAAGUUCUUUACCACGACUGGGAUUUGACACCUCAGUUAACAUCUCUGAAAGGCCUGUGUCUGAAAACAAACCAACAUCCAUCUUUCAAAGUGGUGAUAUUUCUCAGUGUAAAAAUGGCACUGUAUCUACAACCCAAAUCUCUCACAAACAUCAAGAUGCCAUCCAUGUUGUUGGCUUGACGUCAAAAAGUUCAGUGAAACAAAAUGAUGAUUUGUUUGAUUUGUCCACAGUUCCUGUUGUUGAUUAUACUUUGAAGGACCUGAAAGAUUUAGUGAGCUCUUUAGAGGUCAAACCAGCAGAGAGAGAAAAUCUGAUGAUAAAAGAUGUUGUGAAGUGCAUUAUAGAGCUGUAUUAUGAUGGGAACAAGCAAAACUUCAUCAAUUUAGUAUCGUUAAAGGAGCUUUUCAAAAUUUUAUCAUCUGAAUUGUGUGUAAAAGAAAUGCAUGCUCUUGUUCUUCAGUACCUGCUACCUAAACACUUAAAAAUGUUUGAAAAUUGUUUCCAAAUCCUGAUAAAUGAAACCACCAUACCAUCUGAGGACUUUAGGUCCUCCUGGUUGAAUGUGGAUGGACAACCAGCCGAUGUGGAAAAAGUUCUCGCAGAGCCCUUUUCAGACUAUAAUCUCACAUGGUGCAAAAAGGAUUCACAGUCAGUAUCUGAAAGUGUUGUGAGUGGUGUAGACAGUCUUUCCCAGAUUGGUACACAUAAUGCUGAAAAUCUGGAUGUGAAUGCUCGUAAAAACAUACCUAAGACCACAGUAGGUUAUAUUCCUGAAGGUAUCUGUCACUCAGAUCCUGAACAUUCUACAGCGAUAUUUGCAACAACUGACUGCACAACAGACACAGGGAUCCUGGAGAAAGGUUGUGAAAGUAAACCCCCCAGUGAACUCUCUAGGAUACAAACAGAAUCAAAGAAGCAAUGCAAUCAGCAACUACAUGAUGAAGUAGAUAUGGUAAAAGAGAACAAGCGAGCAUUCACUGAGCCAUCACUUACAUGCAGUUCUGAUAAAUAUGUACCAAAUAAUAGUGAUGUAUUUGAGAAGACAGAUUCUUCUGACAAUGAAGAUUCCACCAGUGACUUUCCUAACAUUAUACUUCUCUCAUCUGAGGAAACUAGAAAACUCUUCAGUGAGUGUUCUGAAUGUGACCAGAAGAGAGAGCCUCAUCGGAUAUGUCAAGAGAAAAGGAAGGAUUUGGUCACACUUUCUGUCAAAAAUAAAUCAGACUCAGUCAAAGUGAAGCCACUUGAUGACUUCAAAUUUACUUGCCCUCAUGUGACUGGCUUAGCCUGUGUCAGUGACUUCUUCUGCCCCAUUUGCUGGAAUGAGACCCCAUUACUUGAUAUUGAUCAAGAUGAGACUCUGCUCACCCCGAUGGAGGUGGAACAUAAUAUAGACUACCAGAGACGAAGUUGUAGUCCACAGUCUGGAAAACCAGUCAAAUACCCAAGUGCGCCGAUAUGUCUAGAGAGUAGCAGCAUAAUCAAUUCCAUCAUAUCCACCUCAAAAUCUGAUGGAUGUGAUGUGACGAGAGAUCCUAAACUUGGCGAUUGGACACAAAGCUCAAGUCCAUUACCUGCUCGAGAACUACACCAUGGAAUAGCAGGCACCAAGAACAGCAGUAUGACUAAGCCAGUUGCAGAGGAUCGCCAAAAAAUUACAUCUUCAGCAAAUACAGACCUGACAAAGGAAGAUGCAUACUCUCCAUCAGGGGCCAAAAUUUUACCAGGAAUGGUUUCUUUAUCAAGGAAUUUGAAUUGUAAACAUGUAAAAUCUCCCAAGACUAAUGUAGUUCCUGAUGCAGAUGACAUCCUAUUCAGAACACCAAAGGUCAGUGGGACACCUAAAUGCAAGAAUGCAGUACCCCAUAAACAAAAGGAAGCAAUCAUCAAGGAAAUAGGACAUGAUGGACAAAGCAAAGAAGCAAAGACAUUUAAAUUUGAAUUGUAUGGGUCCAAAAGUAGUGACUCAAGCUGCCACAAUCAAGAAAAGUCACCCUCAACUCCUGUUUACCUCACAGUUUCUUCUAGUCCAAAUACUGAAAAGAGUUACACAGAUGAGCCAUCAGCUAGGCAAAAGGUCUACAGGCAGUGGAGUACCACAUUCAUACAUCCACAAAAGAGUUCAUCUCCAUAUAAGACAAGCCAAAAGCACAUGGAGGAUCAACUAAAGUCGAAACUAGAAACACUGAAAAUCGCUCUGGAAGACAGAAUCAUGGCUCUUUCACAGAUGCAAUCAACUAAGUGAGCCUAAAGCACAAAAAAGACUGAAGAAGAUGAGAACAAUGAUGGCGCACAAGAGAGCAAAAUGUUGAAGCACACCACUGCUGAUGAUAAUCGGGGUGGAUGAAUAAACUGAGUGGAAUCACUGGACCUGAUUUAUGAAUUUUUUAGUAAAGUGUGUAAAUGUUUGUGUAAUUAAACCAAACUAAAAAUUUCCACUGGAUUUUCCAGCAUUUCAGAAACACUGUUUUUUUUUUUCUUUGCACAUGUACAUGUUGAUAAAUGCCAACUGCCUAGAAAUUAUUGGAAAUUAUUUUGACUUACUACUUUCCCAAAAAUUUUUUCACAAUGUAUAAUAUUCAUAAUAAAAAGGGAGUGCUUAACCGUCUGUCAGCUGAGGCAAUUGUUUAUGGUUUAUGGUUCUGCACAGACAGGCCAACUCAUCCUCUGUUUAUACACCGCCAUUCCUUUUGCCAUAAAUGAAUGAUUUGUUUAAUUUGUCUUAAUUUAUUAGUUUGUG